GCCCUGAUAUCUGUCAACACAGCGGAAACAGGCGAAGUUCGAGCUUUCAAUUGUUCGUCGAUGCGCAAGAAGAGAGAAGAGUGAGCUCAGUGAGCAGGGGCGAAUGUGCGUGUGACAUUUGUGACCAGCAGUACUGCCGAGAUGAGUAAUUCAGUGAGAACUUCCUCGACAAUGUUGGGCUAUGACUGGGACAAAAACCGGUAUCAGAAUCUCAGCACGAUAUCAGGAACGCGCGUGCGUGGCGGUUCUUCAGCUCUACGCUCUUUACUCUACUGCACUGGAUUUGGCUUAUGCUUCACGAUAUUCAUUCUCUCGUUAUGGAACUCCAAUCUUCAUGCUCCAACCCGUGUCUACGUGUUCCAUUUUGACAGACAACAGCCUCUGUUACACAUUGUCUCUGACAAGUUCUUGUCGUUUGGUCUUGACACAUCUUUGCUUCGAAAAAUGGCUGAGUUGCCUACUGGACAAAAAAAAUUCAUCAAUUUGGCCCACCACCUGAGUCCUGCUUAUGUCAGAGUGGGUGGAACCUCCGCGGAUUGUCUGACAUUUAUACGGGAUCAGAUGGAGCAAAACUCUUCUGAGAAGGUCUUCAGCCCCAUAGAUGGCCAAGACAUCAGCAACUUUUCCAUCUCUGGUGUAGAUCUGCUCGCAGUCUAUGAUUUUGCGGCAAAGUCAGAAUUACGAAUGAUCUUCGAUCUGAACGUAUUGCUCAGAAAUCCAGAUGGGGUUUGGAAUGACAGUAACGCACAAGAGAUUAUCGCGUUUGCUAAGAAUCAAGGCAUGAUACUAGACUGGCAAUUAGGAAACGAGCCAAAUUCCUUCAAACAUGUAUUUAAUGUGACUGUCUCUGCAACUGAACUUGCAAAAGAUUAUGAUCAUUUGAGGCAACUACUAAACGAAGCGGGAUAUGUCGAUAGUAUUCUCGUUGGGCCGGAAGUGAAUCACGUUGGAGAAUUAAGUAAAAUGGGAGAGCAAUAUGUUAAGACCUUUUUGAGCAACCAAAAGAGCACUGUGAAUUUUGUCACCUGGCAUCAGUAUUAUCUGAAUGGACGAGAGGCUAAAGUUAAUGAUUUCGUGAAUCCUAUCACUUUCAACUGGUUACCGGCGCAAAUCAAUUCUAUGAGACAAUUCAUUGCCGAGUCGGGGAAAAACGUUUCCAUGUGGCUAUCGGAAACUAGCACCGCGUUUGGCGGAGGCGCGCCUGAAUUAUCCGACAGAUUCGUAGCCGGAUUUCUAUGGUUGGAUAAAUUAGGAUACAGCGCUAAAGCAGGAUUAAACGUCGUCACAAGACAAUCGUUGUUUGGUGGGAAUUACGCUAUGGUAUCACCGGAUCUCGUCCCAAAUCCCGAUUGGUGGGUCAGCGUCUUCUAUAAGCAAUUCGUAUCGGAGAAGGUCCUACGGUUGGUCACACCUGAUAAUUACGGCUACGUACGAUUAUACGCACACUGCACACCGAAGAAAGCCCUAAUCGCUAGAGUGCCGGCUAUCACAGUCUACGGAAUGAAUAUAGACAAGACCGCAGCCUACAUAGAUUUUUCAAACUUGUUUGCACAGAGCAAACAUAAUAAAACUACAAAGAUUUUCUAUUAUGCUCUGACCUCUGAUCAUUUACAAUCUUAUAAGAUAAAGCUUAACAACGAGACUGAAGCACUGAAGCUGCGACCAAACGGAGAUUUGCCACCGUUUCGACCUGUGAUAUUGGAUUCUAAUCCCGUGUUUUUACCACCGUACUCCAUGGUGUUCCUGAUAAUUCAUGGUCUCGAUGUGCCUGCAUGUUCGACGUAAAUAAGGCGACAAGUCGAUUUUAUAUAAGACAUUUAUAUUGUACGUCUUAUACAUUAUAUUAAACAUUUAUAUAGCUUAUGUUACAUAUUUUUUACAAAUUCUUAACAAGGAAGCUUAUACAGGCGUGAAUUUAAGUUUAAAGAAGGACGCGGGACCGUAUCUCGAAUAUAAAUUUAUUUAUCUACCGCGUAACACAAGUUUCAGUUCGCAAUUUAUCUUAUUUUUUUACUAUUUUUAUAAUAAACGUUAAAUUGCACCAACAGUAACAGGCAGUAACAUUGUAUGCAAUUGUUUAUUUUUACUGUGAUUUUAUAUAUAUGGCUAUACAAUAAAUUUCUUUUUCUACUGUUA
Messenger RNA from Monomorium pharaonis (pharaoh ant), 2136 nucleotides. Its product is annotated as heparanase. The transcript has 6 exons. Gene Ontology annotation, cellular component: membrane; extracellular matrix. Gene Ontology annotation, molecular function: hydrolase activity, acting on glycosyl bonds. Bases 142 to 1785 code for a protein of 547 amino acids. The record is from RefSeq and is a predicted model, not a curated record. Lineage: Eukaryota; Metazoa; Arthropoda; Insecta; Hymenoptera; Formicidae.